UGUAGCUGGGACACGACCUGCGCUUCACAUCAGUAUCAACACGAGCAGUUACGGACAUAUUCUCUCUAUCGAGCUCUUGAAGAUUUCCAAUGCUACGCUUAGGUGUUGAUGUCUCGAGAAAGCAACACGAAUCCUCCAAUACGGUAGAGUGUAUCAACUAGAGCCAGUGACGAGAGCAGGGAGUGCAAUGCAUUGUCCAAUAGCUCUUCUUCUAUCUGGGCUUUGUGUCAUCGUCCUCGGUGAGCAAACGUGCAGCAGGAGGCAAUGUUUUAUCGAAGGCAACUAUCAAGAGCGGACAAACUCUAUCAACACUGUUGGAGUCUUGUACUACAGUGUAUUAACCAAACAGCACUCUAAGUGGCGGAAAGUGGCCAAUGGCCAGACAGUCUCUGCAACGUUUAAGCCUACAUCAUCCUGCAACAUGGUUGUACGGUAUGUGAACUUCUACAUUAAAGGAGGAUCAGCCUGUCAAACAACUAUUAAAUUGAUCCGCGGAAGCAAGAUGGACACGUUGAGCAAUUUGGCUCAUUGUGGCCCCGAGGAAACAAAAUGCCUUCGAUGGCAUGGCCUGAAUGAGAUGCCGUAUUAUCUAAGACAACAGUGUCCAAACCCAUCUCAAGUGAAAGUCGUGAUCAGACCAGUGCGGAAUAAAGAUAAAGUAUAUCCAUGCUUGGUCAGUGCCAACAGUGACAAUAUCCCAAUCAUUCGACUCUUCAUGGAAUACACGACAAAAGAAGAACCCACUAAACUGGCACCCACUACACGUAGACCUGUGCCGACAACUGUUAAAGCAAGGCCUACAACAUCAAAUUCUAUUAUACCAACAGAAACAAGAAAUAUACCCAUUUCACCGAUCUUCGUCACAACAGAGCAUGCCAUACAGCCUACAUCCGAGGUCCAAACAACAAUUGGAAAUCGGUCUAUAACAGCAUCCGACGAAAAGCAGGAUUCUGUACAACCACAGUCAACUGUACCAACCACGUCACUCACUACGGCUUCAGCUGAAUCACAUAAUAUAUCAAACACGACAGAGGAAGAACCCACUACACUGGCACCCACUACACGUAGAUCUGUGCCAAAAACUGUCAAAGCAAGGUCUACAGCAUCAAAUUAUGUUACAUCAACAGAAACAAGAGAUUCGGUACAAUCACAGUCAACUGCACCAAAUAUAUCCCCUACUACUUCUUCAGCUGAAUCACAUAUUUCGAGUUUAAGAAGCGCUGGGACUGACGAAGACGCAAUCACCAUUACACACGACGCAACAACUCCAGCUCCCCUACCGACAAUUCAAUCUACCAGCGCAUCUCUGAUUGCUGAAUCCACCAACUACAUCUGGAUCAUAGGCGUAGUGACUGGAAGCAUUCUAACUGUGAUUCUCAUUGCUCUACUAUUUGUGUUUCUAUAUAAGAAGUGCCGCAGAACCUCGGCACAGGUUCGUAUAACUAACACCCGAGAUCAUGGAAGCGAGCCUCCCACCCAGGGAUUCAGAAAUUCUGACUAUAGCUACACCGACUUGUGUGGAAAUGCGUCUGACCCAACACGAUCCGAGUACGAAUGCGUUAACCCAGACGGAGACUACCCAACAAACCAGCAGGGUGUUCUGGAGGUUCAAUAUACAAACACGAAUCCACACGGCAGCAAUAAUCUUGUGCCACAGAAACCGAAGACAUCCAACGCUGAGGAAGAAUAUUCCGUAGCUGGCGCAGCCACAGACCAUCGUAACCAGUCUCUACAGGAAGCUUCAGAACAUGCUUUAUACACGUGUCCAGAGGAAGUCUCCGUUCUAGACCUACAGCAACGACCUGACUCCACCUAUGAUGAACUACACUAUGAAAACAAAGAAUGGGGCACUCUUGGAGACGCGAGACAACAGGUGUAUUCUGAUGUGGAGGAAAUUGACCAUCUGGACCAACCACAACAGGCAGAGUCUUCAUACGACAAACUAUGCCAUCCCAAGAGUGGGAAGGCACGUGCCGCCAGUGGGAAGCCACAUUCACAUAUACAACCUGGUGCAGACGAAACUGCCCACGAAGACGAGCCGCAGGAAUCGGACCCUGUGUACGACAAUAUACAGGAGGACAAAGGAGGCACGGAACCCGGCGCUCCUGCAGAUAUACAGAAACAGGACUAUGACGAUGUUGACCUGGUUUUUGCACUAUCUGACAGGUACAGCAACCAACCAAGCGUCACGUGUGAUCCAGUAAAUGUAACCACAACGAGAGAUUCGAGCCUUUGAAUAUUAUACGAAUGCAGACUCGGAGCUAAAAAUCGGCAGUCUGUACGUAUGCUUUAGAAGGAGCAUUUUCGCAUCGUUAUUUGGAGUUUAACUGAUUAUGUGUGUAUCUGUGUGUGCACGUGUACGUGAGUGUGCCCGUGUGUUUAUGUUGAAGCCACUGCACUUCAAAGCGUUGCUCGUUACUUAAUGUUGCCCUUGGAGUAUGUCGAUUCAAUGCAAUUACUGCAGAUACACAAUGUGUCCCUCAGAUGAUCAUCCCAACAGACCACGACCUCUAUCAACUGCUGAACAUGUAUUUGCAUAGAGCUAUGCACUUUCUCGAUACAUUUUGCCCUUCAGUCCCAUUAACAUCAUCCACGUUUGCUUGUAGUAUGAAUGAUCAACGAAUACAGCUGCACGUGCAUUUAUACGUGAUAGAUGAAAUGCACGUGUAUUCGCGGAUAUAAUUCACUGUUAUCCUCAAUGUCAGAGAACCAAAUACACUGUAGUUAAAGCCAUACCAUAAACGAUGAAUUCGAUUGAACUUCAUACAUGUUACAUGCGUAUCUUCCAAUUUCGAACUUGGUGUUUCCUUAGCUUCUCCAUGUCUCAUGCAGUCAUAAUUGACCUAUUUUUCCUAAUGCAUGUACUGUUUCCGUCAUGUUUUCGCUUUUGAGUUUGGAAAUUCCAUCCCGAAACAAAAGCUCAGGCAUAUCAUUCAAUAUCCAUAGAACUAGUACGUUUCAAAGAUGAUAAUUUCUAGUAUAGGAGUACUUAAUCACUAUUUUGCCUUUUCCUGCCUUCAAUUCAGUCACAACAUUCUACUGUAGAAAGUGACAUUAAACAUUGCUUCUGGAAACACUUUGAAUUUGCUCACGCGUGGGGAGGAUAGCGGUGUUAUUUUUACUUGUCACCUUUGAAUUAGGGAUCUUUUCUACGUUUUAAUAGCAAGCGUUAAAACACUUAGGUAUAAAUGUCUUUGAUUACGAAUUAUCAUCCAGCAAGGUCGU
Molecule: messenger RNA, 3225 nt
Organism: Sycon ciliatum
Lineage: Eukaryota; Metazoa; Porifera; Calcarea; Leucosolenida; Sycettidae
Exons: 6
Coding region: 188-2236 (682 amino acids)
Source: RefSeq, a predicted model, not a curated record